This is a messenger RNA of Trichoderma citrinoviride, 795 nucleotides long. RefSeq lists its product as hypothetical. NCBI's taxonomy places the organism in Eukaryota, Fungi, Ascomycota, Sordariomycetes, Hypocreales, Hypocreaceae. The record is from RefSeq and is a predicted model, not a curated record. The coding region runs from base 1 to 795 and encodes 264 amino acids. The transcript is spliced from 2 exons.
AUGGUCAACAUUGCUCGCGCUCAUGCCAUUGCCGCUCCCGCUGGCCAGCUGAACGCUCGCACCUAUCCGUCUCCCACAUGUGAUCCAAGCCAGACUGUGACACAGACGGAGACCUCGACAGUCACCUCGUGGAAGGCCCUGCUCACCCUCACCAUUGGCGGAGGGACUCACACCGAGACGGUGACGUCGACGGAAAUCUGCACCGUCACCGACACCGAGACGGUCACAGAGUCAACGACCACCACAACAACAACAGCCACUCCCACAAUCACGCCUCCGAGCUGCCCAAGCCAGUGUCCGGCCCCCCCGCCAUGCAACAACCUCGGCUUCGACUGGGCCUACUACAACAACUCGGCCCGCAACACCGACACGACGUACUCGUCCUUCCGUCCAGACUCCUUCGCCCUCAAUCACCACGCCUACAUCUACGCCUGCGAGGGCGGCACCUACACCGUCGACAUCCCCUACGCCAACGACGCCGUCUACCUGUGGAGCGGCGCAAAGGCGUACUCCGGCUGGACCGACGCCAACGCCGACGCAAGGGCGCGGUACGACCAGCCCGACCACGUCGCCGGCCGCGCGACCUUUGCCUUUGACGUCCCCGCGGCCACGUACGUGCCCGUCCGCUUCUUCUACGGCCAGGCGCAGCACGGGGGCGGCUUCAGCUUCAGUGUCACGGCGCCGAGCGGGCAGGUGAUUGUGAGUGACCAGGCGACGUUUAGUCCGUACGUGGUGCGGUACUCGUGUGAUGGGACGACGGCGCCUGCGUUUCCGGCUUUUGGGAAGGAGACUUGA